This is a messenger RNA of Dibothriocephalus latus, 198 nucleotides long. NCBI's taxonomy places the organism in Eukaryota, Metazoa, Platyhelminthes, Cestoda, Diphyllobothriidea, Diphyllobothriidae. The record is from the annotation of a GenBank genome assembly.
AUGUGCUUCAAUCCCGUCCUGGACCGCCGGUCCAACGCCUGGUGUCUUGCUCACCCCAACUUCUGUCCGCGAGUUGUCCACACCCAGGCCGAGUCCAUAGAGUUCGCGGGUCAGAGCACCGGUAAAUUUGGUGGCAAGCAGGCUUUCAGUGGCGGUGGCGGCGGCGAUAGUGAUCUGCACGAGGGACGCGGUCUCAAC